AUGACGUUUCAGGGUUUCAGUGAGUCUGUCAACAUCAGCCUCCUGGGUCUGGCCGUGGCUGACCUGGGGUCACUCCUGUCCCUAGUCUGGAUGAGCAUCUGUUUCAACCCGCUGUUUCAUUACUCGGAUAUAUCUUUCGAGUCCAUUGAUAUACAGUACAUAACGGCAGUUUCACAUGUUUACGUUAUCGGAAUGUCUUUUGAUAUAACGUCUGCAGGCUGGCCUCACGUCUGCUUUGCCAGAAUCACCAGCUGGAUCACCGCCUUCAUCACCCUAGAGAGAUGCCUCUGUAUCGCCACGCCUCACAGGGUCAAACAGUUCCUCACGCCAAAGAGGACGCUCGUCAUCAUCCUGUUCAUCUACCUCUUCCUCUUCCUCAGCGUCGCGCCCGUCUACUACGCCCUCCGCAUCGGUCCCCACUUCAACGUCAACAGAAACAAAACACUCGACUGGUUGGUGUAUGCAGAUUACGGCACCACUGUUGAAAACGUUUCUUUUUCCAUCACGGUCUUUGCGCAGCUAUCCUCCUGCGCAUGCGUUAUAACCUGCACGGUCGUUUUAAUUAUAAAUCUGACCCGUAUGUCCAAAUGGCGCAAGACUAAUUUAGAACCUUCCUCAGCGAAACAGAUGAUGUCUAGUCGCGAUAAAUGGGUUGUACUGAUGAUAGCCUCCAUUUCUUGUAUCUUCAUCGCGUGUUUCCUACCCAGUGCAAUCAACCUGAUACUGAUGCUGCACUUUUCCCCCAACUACAGCAUCGUGGGCCCGUACCAGAACAGUUUCCAGGUGUCGUGGUCCAUCCUCAACACGCUGGAGGCCACCAACAGCUCCGUCAGCGUGCUGGUGUACUACAAGAUGAGCAGCAAAUUUAGGCUCGUCUUUAGGGAAACGUUUUGUACAACACGUUCAACUGGAAACUAA
Physella acuta is the source of this 918-nucleotide messenger RNA. Its product is annotated as tachykinin-like peptides receptor 86C. The record is from RefSeq and is a predicted model, not a curated record. Gene Ontology annotation, molecular function: G protein-coupled peptide receptor activity. Gene Ontology annotation, cellular component: membrane. Gene Ontology annotation, biological process: G protein-coupled receptor signaling pathway. Lineage: Eukaryota; Metazoa; Mollusca; Gastropoda; Physidae.